Messenger RNA from Drosophila suzukii, 6503 nucleotides. It is a transcript of the gene Exn, whose product is annotated as Ephexin. Gene Ontology annotation, molecular function: protein binding; guanyl-nucleotide exchange factor activity. Gene Ontology annotation, biological process: activation of GTPase activity. The record is from RefSeq and is a predicted model, not a curated record. Lineage: Eukaryota; Metazoa; Arthropoda; Insecta; Diptera; Drosophilidae.
AGCAGCAGCAGCAGCACCAGCAUCUGCAGCAGCAACAUCUUGGUCGGCUGCUUCUUGGUUGGCCGAGAACGUGAUCGAUUUCUGGCCGAGAUCAGAGCAAAUCACCAUGGCGAUGUCACCUGUCUUGGAUGCGGCUGCCAAAGCCGCUGGCCGUGAUCUCAAUGGCAACGCACCAACAGCAGCAGCAGCAGCAGCAGCAGCAACAGCAACACGAACCGCAGCAGCAACAACGCCGCGCAAAACGAAAAAGACAAUUAUCAAUUGGCUGGUGAAUAGUGACAGUGACAACAACAAUCGGCCGACGUGCGAUAAGGCCGGCAAAGAUAAUCCAAAUCCAAAUCCGAAUCAAAAUCGAAAACCGAAUAGCCAGGCAAAUCCGCAACAAAAUUGCAGCUGCGAAUCGCGGGCGUUUCGCGAUUUCCGGGGUGUGCAAACCCUGCGAUUGUUGUGGAGCAAACGCAUCAAAAGUGCCAGCGAGGAUCAGGGACACUGCCACGCCCACUCGAACGCCGCCCCCACCUCGUUGGGCACUUUGAAAAAAUUAAACAAAAGCGUUAGUUGCCUGGUCAACGCCUUUAACAAUUCGCGCGAUUGUUCCACGCCGGAAAAAUCGCUAGCAAAACGCGCGGCCAGUUUGCACAACCUGCAGGACUCGCAAACGAAGCACCAGCAAUUGCAGCGGGAAAAGGACAAUUUCUACAAGUACAAAAACGCCGAGCAGGCCAAAAUGCAGGCCAAGUUAAGAAGCAACGCGGACGAGGCGUUUUUAAACGCCAGCGAAACGCGCCCGAAACGUGACGACAGCAGCGGUUUACCUGCAGUGAAAUCGUAUAGUAUGGCGACCUUAUCAGCAGAUAAGGUUGGCAAGGUGGGCAGGGGGUCAACGGAGGAUGAGGAGGAGUUGGAGGUGGAACUCAGAGGCAAACGGGAGCGCAAUCGCCUCGAAGGCCUCAGUCUCAGCGCGGCGAGCGCCCAAAGUGGCGGCAGUAGCGAAUCGCUUCAAACCACCACCUCCUCCUCCACCACCACCCACAACACUCUGACGUCAUCAUCGUCGACGGGUCGAUCGGGCGGACGUCGCAAAUAUAGCUUUAAAACCCAUGCUGGAAGAUCAUAUCAUCAGCAUCAUCAUCCAACGCGUAGGCUAAGCAACAUGGACUCACAUGGCACUGCUUCAGGUGGCGGCAUCAGCAUGGUGGCCAAGUUAACCCACCAGUUCAACGAGAUUAUCCAGAAGGACACGAGAAUUUUGGAGCAGGUGAAGCGGAACAAUGGCGUCUGGAUAUCCCGGGGAACCCAUGUCUACAAGAUCGUGGAGAAACCAUCUGCAGAGGGAAAGGUAUCACCGAAUUCCGAGGAAAGUCGCAUCUCCACUGUACAGCGUAAUAUUAAGAAGUUCGAGAAGCUGGAAAAACCCAGUGUUCCGCUGAAAAGUGAACAGCUUCGGAAACAUCUAGAACUGAUGAGGGGCAGUAAUCUUCCACGAGGUCCUCGGGUCAAAAGAAAUCUCAAGCUGCCAUCCGGAAGUGUGGGUAUUCCCGAGCUGGCCAUGGUCAAGGAGGAACUAAAGGCAAUCCCCGCCGAAGAGCAAGCUAAGCAACCAAAGUCAACUGAAUCACUGCCCAAGAACAAUCAUCACGAGGAACUGAAUCAUACAGAUGACAGACCCAGUGAAGAGCCGGAUGGGAUUUUGGGUGAGAAGGAGGCGGAGGCGGAGGAGGAGGAGGAGGAUCAGCGUCAGAAGCAGCGGAAACACAAGUAUGCCUCCAUAUAUGAGAAGCUCCGAUUCACCUUCGCGAAAGGUAGGAAAUCAGCGAGUCCCUCACCCACCAAAGGCAGAUCUCGGGAGGAGAUAUCCAUAGAUGAGGAAGAAAGAGUUACCAAGGAGAAGGCUAGAGAAAAGGAAGUACCCCAGGAAGAGGUUACCAAGAAAGAAGAUUUCAAAUUGGAAAUACCCAGAGAGGUAACUCCCAAAGAAGAAGAUCUGGAAGAUCCCUCACACCCCCUGCUCAUUUCGCCCUGCCUUGAAGCCGAUGCCAAAAUACUAGAUGCCCUAGAGGCCCUAGACCAAAAGCUCAAGGUUCUCAGUCCCCUAAGCGAGGUGACCGCCCCAGGUGGUGACCACGAACUCCUGCUGGCCGCCAAUGAUGACUUCGAGCAACGCAUCCUGCCCAACAACUCCUUUGUCUACCAGGCGGCCAGAAAGCAGAUCUCCAACAAUCAAAUCCUGCUCAACCAAGCGGUGAAUGUUACACUGGUUAAUGCCAUCGAGGGUGAGCAGAUGAUCAUGGAGCAGAAGCAGCUGAUGAAGGUCAGAGAGUUGAAACUAAAGCCGGAGGAGACGGAGGAGGUGAAGGAUCAAGAAGUACAAAAGAUGGAUGGGGACUUAGAGCCCGAAUCGAUCUACGAACCCAUCACACCUGUCAUCGAUGAAACCAAGACUGAAACCCAGACUUCCAGCCUCUACAAGAUAUACGCCAAGAAAUCAGAGAUUGUGGAGGACAUAUACCAAACGGUGGAGGAGAUGGCCAAGCCGAAUAACUGGCUGGAGGGCUACGAAUCCAUUGCAGGAUCCCAGGAGGCUACUUGUCCUGGCUCCGGCUACGAUGGCUACGAGUCCUUUGCCCAGGCGGAGGUGGCCCUAACACCCACCACUCCUUUGGGCACUGGAACUUUGGGCCGUAAUACCCGCGAUGAGCUGCCGGAACUGCCGAAACCCAAGAGAGUACUUAACAAAUCCCCAAUGCCCCUGCGUCCAGCUCCUCCCAAGCCAGAGGCCAAAGAGUCGGAAGAGGAUGAGAACAUAUACGAUACCAUCAAGGGCUGCUACGAGUCCAUGCACUGCAAGGCCACGUCCUCAUCCUCCAGCGGCGAAGCCACCCUCACCACCGAUGCCAUAUCCCUGAGUUCCAACUGCUACGAGAGCAUUCCGCAUUUCCGGAAGACUCGGGGGGCAAGGGAUCAGGGUGCAGGUCAGGAUCAGGGUCGAGCUCAGGGUCAGGCAUCCGCGGGCAGUUGCAUCCAGCUCUCGAGCAGCGGCUCCACCCUGACCAUCUCCUCGGAUCACAAGACCAACAGCCUGUACGAAUCCUCGCUGGCGGCCACCGGAUGCGUGGUCUACGGCAGCGCCAGUGUGGGAUGCAGGUCGUCCUUGGGCAGCAGCGCCGGCAGCAGGGAUAGUGGAAAGCCCGGCGACAAGAGAUCCUCCAUCGCGGGUUCCAGUGACAACAGCGACGCCUGGGUGGACAUUUCGGAUGGCGAGAUUGGUCAGGCGCCGCUGGAGGCGACGGCCAACGAGGCCCAGUUUAUUGUUGUACGGGAACGGUUUAAGCCGCAUCGCACCCGAAGUCCGGAUUGGUCGAAACGCAUCAGAGACAAAAGACUGCAUCAAAAGAAGGCGAUAAGCUGCAUAGAGGAUGACUCAGACCACUACUACGAGACCCUGUCGCCACUCGGAAACAAACGCCAUUCGACGCAGCUGGUCCGCCACAGCCAGGAAGGGAGCCGGAGCGGUGGCGUGCGCUCCUCGCAUCGCCGCAGCAAGAGCCACUCGGCAUCCGCCCACACGCUGGGCGAGCACGUGGUCAUCUCGGAUGACUACGACUCCUUCGAGACGGACAGCGACGAUCACGGCGAUGGAGAGCCCGACCAGCGGCUACGAAACCACAAUGACAGCGGCGUGGACAUGCGCAACCAUCGCCUGCCGAAGCCACCUCCUCCGCAAAACCAGGUGUACGAAUUCGUGCGCAAAUUCAAGGAUUUCAUCUCCAGCAAAAAAUCCCCGAAGGGCAGUCAGCAGAAGCUCUACGAGAAUACGCCUGCAUCCACGCAGUUCUACGUGGAGAGCGCCAAACGGACGGAGGAGUUGUACGAAAGCACAGGUUACGGUCCGGAUCGUAAUCCGGCAGCCAAGGUCCACCAGAAGCAACAGGCUCCAGUGCUGAGGGACAAGCAGAAGAACGGCAAGAGCCUGCGCUCCCGUCUGCGCAAGAGUCUGGUGGGCUCCAGCUUCGAUACCAAGCAGCUCUCCUCGCUGGCGGCCACACGGAGCACCUUCUACGUGGAGGACCCGGAGGGAUCACUGCCAGCCCUGCCACUGGAGCCGGAGAUCCAUGGUUACGGUGAACUGGACUCGGGCUUCUCCGAGAAGAAUUGCACGCCGUCGGCGGAGUCGCAGAAGUUCUCCACGGUGGCUCGCAAAGCCAAGAAGGAGGCGAAGGCCAGCAGAAGACGCACCACCAUCGGACUGCGGCCCCACGAUCCUCCGCCACCACCACCGCCAAUGGGCGGCAACAAAUCGCCCGCGGAUCCGGAGCGAGAGCAGGAUCUUGGACAGACCACCUCCUGGUAUGCCGAAUGCGGUGUCUUCAAGCAGGCCAACAAUGCUGCAGUUUCUCCUAGGGGCGACGAACCGGUCACGCCAACGCCAAGUGGUCACGGAGGCGUUAACUCCUGGUACGCGGAGUCGGGUCUCUACCAGACCAGUGGUAUAUCCGUGGCCAGUUCCAGCGGCAGCUCGGGGGUCUCCACCGGCAACGAGGCGGGUCUGGGCGAUGAGCUCUCCUCGGAGCCGCACAGCCUGUUCUCCAACGAGCCGCUAUACCAGAUGUACAGUGCCGCCAAGCUGGAGUCGAUCACCCGAGAUCUGGAGGCGCAUGGAUCCUCCGAUGGCUACGAGGAGAUUGGCCAGCAUGCCAAGGCGAAGCAAGAGCCGCAGGCCAAACCACGACCCACUGCUCUCCAACUGGUGGAGCCCAAGAACGGACCCUCGCGCACUUUGUGGUGCGAGAUCCCCGAGGUCAUACACUCUUGCAUACUGCCCACCUUGACCAGUCGGGAGCGCAGUCUGCAGGAGGCCAAGUUCGAGAUCAUUACGUCGGAGGCCAGUUACCUGAAGUCCCUGAACCUGCUGCGACGGCACUUUAUGAACCACAGCGCCUUCGUGGACACGUCCGUGCUGAGUUCCAAGGACCGGAAGGCGCUCUUCUCCUACAUCGUGCCCGUCCACGAGUGCUCGGAGCGGCUGCUCACGGAACUGGAGGCCUGCUGGCAGGACAACAUCAUGCUGCUCGGACUGAGUCGCUGCAUCUACGAGAUCGCCGAGCGGCACUUCCAUGUCUACGUGGCCUUCUGCGAGCAUCAGGGCAGGAUGGACAGGACGCUGCGCCGGUUGAAGGAGUCCAAGGACUCGCUGGCCUUCCAGCAGCACUUAGAGCGUCUGGAGGCCAGUCCCAGCUGCUGUGGUCUCAAUCUGCACUCGUUCCUGAUGCUGCCCAUGCAGAGGAUCACCCGGCUGCCACUCCUGAUCGACGCGGUGUUCAGCAAGGAGUCGCCGCUGAAUCGCGAGGAGUACGAGGGCUGGAAGCUUACGCUGGCCCUCGUCCAGAAACUGGUGGGCCAGUGCAAUGAGGCGGCCAAUCGCUGGGAGCAGGCCUUCGAGCUGGAACGGAUUGCACGCCAACUGGAGUUCCCAAGCCAUGUGCGUGCCCUGGCCAUUGCCCCGGUGGGCGUGCCCAGGGCGGGUUCAAAGCCACGUUACCUGGUCAAACGGGGAGAGCUGACCCACCUGAUGUGGCGUGGCGACGACGCCAAGUUGACCUUUGGCAAGCGCCUGUCGAAGGUCAGCAUCUACGCCUUUCUCUUCUCAGAUCUCCUGCUCCUCUGCAAGCGUCGUGGCGAAUCCACUUUCACCGUCUUCGACUAUUGCCCCCGGAGCAUGCUCACCCUCGCCGCCGGCGACUCGCUGCCCCAGCUGCCCACCAAGGACCUCAAGGACCAGGCCGGCAAGAACCUCAUCGUGAUGACGCUGCUCGAGAACAGCGAUCGCAAGACCGUCGAGCUGAUUCUGUCCUGCCCAUCGGUGUCCGAUCAACAGCGCUGGCUGCAGGCUAUGAGACCACCGGAGGCGGAGACGCCCGGCGAGAAGCUCUACGAGUCCUGGGACUGUCCACAGGUGGUGGCCAAGCACAGCUACGAGUCCGAUGAGCCGGACGUCCUACAGCUGGAACUGGGCGAUGUCGUUAAUGUUUCCCGCAAGCUACCCGACGGCUGGUACCAGGGCGAAAGGAUACGGGAUGGCGCCGUCGGCUGGUUUCCGGGAACCUACACCGAGGAGCUGAACUCGGCCCAUGUCCGUGCCCGUAACCUGAAGCAACGGCACCGUCUGCUCACCUUCACGGCCACCUACCUGGAGUCGCAGAAGGGCAAGUGACCACGGGGUUCAUUUGGAGGUCGAGAAAUGAUCUGAAGCUGAACACGCAACUAACGCCAGCCUCAUAGUCCGCAAACCAACUAUAAGUGAACUACCAUAAUAUCCGAACACUUUAGGAAAUGUGAUAAUUAUUUAAUUCGAUGUUUAUGUUGAUUAAUCGGGAAUCUUAAAACAAUGUCUUUCCCUAUCGAGUAAGCAGUAGCGAGUACUUGUAUUUAUGUAUGUAUAACCGUUUAGUGAUAUGUAAGCAUAAUUAAACAUGAAAAUAAAAUUAAACAACUUAAAAAAUUGA